This is a messenger RNA of Sesamum indicum (sesame), 615 nucleotides long. Its product is annotated as cytochrome P450 monooxygenase 76AD94-like. Lineage: Eukaryota; Viridiplantae; Streptophyta; Magnoliopsida; Lamiales; Pedaliaceae. The record is from RefSeq and is a predicted model, not a curated record. Gene Ontology annotation, molecular function: oxidoreductase activity, acting on paired donors, with incorporation or reduction of molecular oxygen; iron ion binding; monooxygenase activity.
AUGAUCGAACCGGUCAAUGAGGCCCGUCAAGCUCGACAACCCCUUGAUGUUGGGAGGUUAGGUUUCGACACCAAGUUGAACUUUCUAUCAAACAUGAUGUUUUCCAGCAACAUGUUUAAUAUGAACUUGAAUCCGAAGAUGGAAGUAAAGGAGCUAAUCGGUGAUCUGAUUGAGUUUGUGGGCAAGCAUAAUGUUGCUAAUUAUUUGCCUUUCUUGAAGCCAUUUGACCCACAGGGCAUCAGGCGUGGCCUCAUGUUGUUGUAUGAGAGAUUGUGGAAACUCUUAGAUGUGAUUAUUGAGCAAAGGAUUAAGCACAUGGCCUAUGGAGUAGAUAGAUAUGGGGAUUCCUUGGAUGUUCUACUUGAUCAUACUAAAGAAAAUGGCCCGCUGGAGCUUAAUUAUCAAAGUAUUAGUGUCUUGCUCAUGGAUGUUCAGCAUGCCAAAAAAGUUGCUUCUCUUGCUACAAGAGUCUCUACCAGAAAGGUUGGGCUUUUCCUGUCAAUUCGAAGUGAAAACCACGCAAUGCAAGAGCACAAAGAGUCACGAGCCACCACACCAAUACCCAAAGAAGUUCUUGCUGCCAGAAGAGUAUCGUCAAAGUUAAUUUUGAUGUAA